Molecule: messenger RNA, 1343 nt
Organism: Octopus sinensis (East Asian common octopus)
Lineage: Eukaryota; Metazoa; Mollusca; Cephalopoda; Octopoda; Octopodidae
Product: uroporphyrinogen decarboxylase
Exons: 10
Coding region: 138-1235 (365 amino acids)
Biological process (GO): heme biosynthetic process
Cellular component (GO): cytosol
Molecular function (GO): uroporphyrinogen decarboxylase activity
Source: RefSeq, a predicted model, not a curated record
UUUUGAUAGGAUAAUUUGAAAUUGUUACUUGUUUUCGAAGAAUUUCAUUGCUCGAACCGCAAAUCCGGAUAUAUUUAGCAGUAGGAAUAUCUAUUUACUUGACACCGUCGUUACGGAGCAACUUAAAAGCAGCCGGCAUGUCUUACACUUGUGAUAACUUUCCAGAACUGAAGAACGAUGUUAUAAUACGAGCUGCCUGGGGUGAGAAAACUGAAUAUGUUCCUGUAUGGGCCAUGAGACAAGCUGGACGAUACCUCCCAGAAUUUAAGGAAGUGAGGGCAAAACAUUCAUUUUUUGAAGUAUGCCAGACUCCUUCUCUGGCUUGUGAAGUUACACUCCAGCCUAUAAGACGUUUUGCUCUGGAUGCUGCCAUUAUUUUCUCUGACAUCCUUGUUAUUCCUCAAGCUCUUGGAAUGACUGUGGAAAUGGUGCCAGAGAAGGGACCAACAUUUCCAGAUCCUUUAAGAAAAGCUGAAGAUCUUGAGAAGUUGAAUAAAAAUGUAAAUGUGAAUGAUGCACUUAGUUAUGUAUUUGAAGCCAUUACACUAACUCGGCAUAAGCUUGAAGGAAAAGUUCCUCUUAUUGGAUUUUCUGGAGCUCCAUGGACACUUAUGUUUUAUAUGAUUGAAGGAGGUAGUUCUUCCACUGCAUCCAAGGCAAAGAAAUGGUUGUACACACUUCCAGAAGCCAGUGUGGAGCUUCUAGAAAUUUUGGAACAUGUAAUUGUCAAUUAUUUAGUUGCUCAAGUUAAAGCAGGUGCACAGCUGCUGCAGCUUUUUGAAUCUCAUGCUGGGAUUCUUGGACCUGACUUGUUCUUUAAGUAUGCCUUGCCAUGUAUCCGAAGAAUCGCUGAGAACGUAAGAGCUAAGCUAAAAGAACAAAAGCUUCAGAAUGUUCCUAUGAUAAUUUUUGCUAAAGAUGCCCAUUUUGCACUUCGACAACUGAGUCAGAGUGGUUAUGAAGUUGUCUCCCUUGAUUGGACCAUCGAUCCUUUGACAGGAAGAGAACAGACAGAGUCCCAUGUAUCUUUACAAGGGAAUCUUGAUCCUUGUGCCCUCUAUGCUUCAAAGGAUGAAAUUGAAAUUUAUGUAAAAACUAUGUUGAAGAAAUUUGGUACACAUCGUUACAUUGCUAAUUUGGGUCAUGGAAUGUACCCAGAUUUCCAACCUGAUCAUUUAGGUGCUUUUGUGGAUGCUGUUCAUAAGCAUUCCAAACUUAUGAACAAACCUGAGUGACAUGCUAUAGUCAUGAUUCUAGUGUCUUUCCAUGACAUCUGUCUUCGUCAUCUUCUCUCACAAAAAAAUGAAUACAGAACGAAAUUAAAAACAUUUAUAACAAAAGAA